CAUGCAUGCAAGAUCUGAUUCCUUUCGCCACUUUCAGCUUUUAUUAUUGUGAGACAGUCAGUGUUGAGUUGUUGAGUUCGACUAGUUCUUUCUUUGUAGUGGCUACUAGUGCACUCACGCCUCACCUGUUCACUUCUGCUAGGCCCCGAACAGCUGCUGUUCUUCAAGAGUGGUGCUGUUCCUUGAAGGAAUAGCCAAAUGGAAGGAUUUGGCGGCGGACCCCGCGUUCAAGGCGUCGGGCGAGGCCGGGGCAGGAUAUCUGCCAAUGGACCGACUCCUCGACCUGGAAGCAAUGCUCCUGGCGACGGAUUUGGCAACUCCGAUGGAGGUACCACCAUGGAAAUUGCCUCCAAGGAUGUUCGAUUUGUUGUAGGCCGCGGCGGAUCCAAGAUACGAGAGCUGGAGGAAACCAGCGGUGCAAGAAUCCAGCUUGAUCGGAAUACUCAAGGCCCGAUGGCGUCGAUCAUGCUGCGAGGUAGUCCCGUGCAGAUUGACACUGCCAAGCGCAUGAUCAAUGAAGUCAUCGCAGGAUCCAGCGCCGGAGGCAACGCUGGUGGGGGGUUUGGUGGCGGCUUCGGUGGUGGCCCAAGUGGCGGCUUCGGUGGUGGCUCAGGUGGUGGAUUUGGUGGCAGUUCUGCUGGUGGAUUUGGUGGUGGCGCGAGCGCUGGCUUUGGAGGUGGUUCAAGUGGUGGAUUUGGAGGUGGUGACAAUGGAGGAGAGCAAGGCAGUACCACUUUCCGCAUUCCCAAUGUUUCACUAGGCCUGAUCAUUGGACGGCAAGGUGCAACCAUCCGCUCGUUGAGAGACCAGUUCUGCUCCGACAUUCAGAUUGACAGGAGCACGGAUGACGGCACGUCUACAUCGGUCACAGUCACCGGUGCUGCUUCUAAUGUCGAGCAGGCCGAGGCCAAGAUCAAGGAUAUGCUAGCCAAUGAUCGCCGUGCCGCCGGCGGCAACACUGGUGGUGGUGGUGGUGGUGGCUUCGGCGGUGGCACCGGUAGCAUCGGUAGUGGUUUCGGUGGUGGUUUUGGAAACACAUCCGAUUCGGUUGGCAGUGGAUUUGGUGCUGGUGCUGGUGCUGGUGGCGGCGGUGGAUUCGGCGGCGGUGCAUCCACGCAUGCUGAGCCGUCCAGCGGAGAGACAGAGACUGUGGAUGUGGCUAGCAGCAGCAUUCGUCUUGUCAUCGGUCGUGGUGGUUCCAAGAUUCGUGAAAUUGAGGACUCCUCCGGUGCUCGUGUCAAGGUGAACCGCGACGGCUCCAACGGCACCACGACUCCAAUCAUAAUCAGCGGAAGCAGUACCGCUCGCAGCAAGGCGAUUGAAAUGAUCGAUGCCGCAGUGGCAGGUGGCAGUGGCGGCGGCGGCCCGCCCGGGUUUCCAUCCAGUGGUGGCGCUGGCGGCGGCGGUGGCGGCGGAUUCGACGGCAGUAACUUCGGCUCCACCAUCUCCUCCGGGGCUCGCGGCGAUCGCUGGGGCGCGGCCAGUACUGGCGAGGCGUCCAGCCACGCCGUCCCCACCAACACCAGUGGUGGCGUUGGUGGAUUUGGCAAUAGUAGUAGGCAAGGGUUCAUCAGCAGUAAUCCGGACAGCAUCCUAGCGGUCACUGCCACCAACAGCAGCAGCAGCAGCACCAACGGUAGCAUUGACUUCAACCCCGCGCCACCCGCCUCCACGGUCGGCAGUCAGAAGGCACGUAAUCCUGAUUUCAACUGGGCAGCUGCCAUAGCUCGCAGUGAUGAGAUGACAAAGCAGAAAUGGGCGGCUCUACCGCCCUGUGCCAAGGACUUCUACAUUGAACACGAGGACGUUGUGAAGUUCAGCCCGGAACAAGUCGCCGAGAUCAGAUCCCGUAACAAUGGAGUCGUUAUCGAGAACCAUGGUCCGGCUGAUAGGAUCAUUCCCAAUCCUCUAACCAAGUUUGAGCAUGCGUUCGAAGAAUAUCCUGAAAUUCUCGAUGAGAUGACAAGGAAUAAGUUCACAGAACCCACCCCAAUCCAGAAACAAGCUUGGCCCGUUCUGAUGAGCGGUUUCGACAUGAUCGGUAUUGCCCAGACUGGAACUGGCAAGACAUUGGCCUUCCUUCUACCUGGCAUGAUCCACCUUGAUCGACAGCCUUGUUCUCGUCGUGACCGCAAAGGACCGUCCAUGCUGGUGCUAUCACCAACUCGUGAGCUGGCACUUCAGAUUGAGGCUGAAGUCAAGAAAUACGACUACCACCACAUCAGAUGCUGUUGCAUCUAUGGUGGUGCUGAUCGCCGUGCACAGGUGGAAACCGUCAAAGCUGGCGUGGAGAUUGUCGUGGCAACGCCGGGACGUCUGUGCGACUUGCAGAUGAACAAUCUCCUGUCGCUGGAAAGUGUCACCUACCUGGUCUUGGACGAAGCUGACCGCAUGUUGGAUAUGGGCUUUGAGCAUGACAUUCGCAAGAUCAUGUUGGAUAUCCGUCCGGACAGACAGACAGUAAUGACAAGUGCAACUUGGCCCCCGGACGUACGUCGUCUGAGUGACAAGUAUAUGAAGGAACCCAUACUUGUGCAUGUCGGCUCCUUGGAUUUGAGGGCAUGCAAGCUGGUCACUCAGGCCGUGGAGGUUCUAGAUGAACAGACUAAGUAUAAACGGCUUCGGCACUUCUUGGAAACGGAGCUGGGCGAGGAUGGACACGUCCUCAUCUUCUGUGGCCGCAAGAACACUGCUGAUCACGUUGGGUCUGAGCUAGUCAUCGACGGAAUUGACUGCAACGCUCUCCAUGGCGAUCGCGACCAGUAUGACAGAGAGCAGGCUUUGGAAGAUAUCAAGACAGGUCGCGUGCGCGUUCUUGUUGCCACGGACGUUGCAUCCAGAGGUCUGGAUAUUCCCGGAAUCACUCACGUUGUGAAUUACGACUUUCCGCACAACAUGGAAGACUACGUGCAUCGCGUUGGACGCACAGGCAGAGCUGGUCGCACUGGCAUAUCACUGACGUUUAUGACACGCGAGAACUGGCGCCAGGCGAGUGAUCUUAUCGUAAUACUGGAAGAAGCCGGACAGGUGGUACCGGAGGAGGUCGUGGAGAUGGCUCAGCGAUUCGAAGAGUACAAGGCUCGCACCGGUGAUGACGGCAAGAGACCUCGUCGCGGAGGACGCGGUGGUGGAGGAGGACGCGGUGGUGGAGGGGGCCGUGGUGGAGGAGGACGCGGUGGCGGCGGUAAUGGUGGAGGUCGUAGCUAUGGCGAUCGCAAUGGUAGUGGAGGCUAUCGUGGCGGUGGAGGAGGCCGUGGUGGAGGCCGUUUUGAUGAGGGCGGUUUCAGCUUUGCCUGAAACAACGAACAACAUAAUAUGGAAGCAUUGUUUUCAUUCGGUGUUCCGAGUCGUCAAGCCGGGUUGCUCCCGAGAUUCCUAUCGUGAUGACGCUUCUCUGCACCCGACACUGCCAACGAAGAGAAGAUCUGCCCUUCUGUGUUAAAGCAGUGUGUGUGUGUCUGUACAUGUCGUGUCUUGCCGCGUUGAGCCGUGUGUGCCGCAUGCUCUCGUGUGCCUUGUUUUCAACUGAGUUCUCUACCCGUGUACAUACUGCUGCAAUCAAGUACUCUCUUCUGCUGGUCUUGGACUGACCAUGCCGUUUUGCAAGCUGCUGUAAAUAUUGUAUUAUAUAAUAGUGUGUGUUUGCACUUAGGUUGUCACUGAUAGCGGUGACACGGUGCCUGUGUGAUGGCAAUGGUCAUGAUUAUCUACCCCGCCGUGACCUGUGUAGUCCAAUGCAAUGUGUGCUAACUUAUCACGUUGUGUGCGUAUCCAAUGUCUUCGUGCCGUUGCCUGUGUGGCAGUUCCAAGUUGUCAUUGAGUUCUUGACGGCAAACGCCCUUGUUCCCAUCUUGCUUGCCUUUCUUUUGUUUACUGCUCCGCUCCUCCUUCUCAUGACCGACAUAUUAUCUCCUGCUCUCAUUGAUUAUUCCAUCCCCUGUUUUGACUGAAAGCAGACGUUUUCAGUCCGGUGAUUCUCUCGUGUUGAGUUUUUAGCCAAUGGCCCUGUUUCUUGCUCUAGCGCUCACGGGCUCAAUGCAGUUCUUUCUUAGGCGGCCUUUCGCAGCUUUCAAUGGUUUAUUCCUUGCGCUUCAGACCAUGAUUCGUAAUUCAGAGCAGGGUUUGGCCUCCUGUACUGUGCUGCGCUCCA
This is a messenger RNA of Sycon ciliatum, 4150 nucleotides long. RefSeq lists its product as uncharacterized. Bases 199 to 3297 code for a protein of 1032 amino acids. Gene Ontology annotation, molecular function: RNA helicase activity; ATP binding; RNA binding. The record is from RefSeq and is a predicted model, not a curated record. NCBI's taxonomy places the organism in Eukaryota, Metazoa, Porifera, Calcarea, Leucosolenida, Sycettidae. The transcript is spliced from 27 exons.